AUGGCACCUUUUUUGAACAAAGAUGAUUCCCAGAAACCCCGGAAACCACCGAUCGCGAGGACUUUGAUGAGACUCACAAACACUCUGUGCACUAUAUCAGAACAGAGACCCUACGACACAGAGGCACAGAGACGAGCCUUGGCAGGUAUCGAGUUAUGUCGCCGCAGGCUUAAUUUCUCUCGGCAAUGGGAAACAUUCCUCCAGGAGCCAGAGAUCAAGUGCAGGGCAGCGGAUUCUUCUAGCGCCUCACAAACGCAUAUGGAGUCUCGGUUGCCUACAGAGAUCUAUAUCAUUAUAAUUAAGCAUCUCAUCAACGAUAGGUAUGGGAAGUCACCGGAGCAGAUGAAAGUCCUUUGCGAGGAGAACUUGUAUACGCACCCGAGAUCCCAGCGACUGUCGAAAAAUGCCGUAUCACAUUGGCUAUUUUUGUUCUCUCUGACUGUUGAGCCCCGGAGAGCCCAUCAGGUCCGGUCACUGAGUUACGAGCCCGAGCCACACUGCAUCUUUCCCACUGCAUGGCAAAGCACUCUCAAGCUCUGUACCAAUCUGACUCGUCUUGGACUGGUUUGGAGACAUCAUAUCCCAGAAUGCGUUCGACAACACAUGCAAAUGCACAUGGGCCCAAUAUUUGCUGCUUGUCCCAAGGUCACCGAGUUCAAGUAUGAUAGCUGCUACGUCAGCAGUUAUGAUGAGCCUGAAGACAUGACUCCAGAGCAAAGGGUCAAUUUUUCGCAGCAAUACUCAAAGUUUGCGAAACAGCUUUACCACUUGGAACUGCUUGGUCCAUUCGACUGCAUCAAGGACAUUCUUCAUUACGAUUACCCAAAUCUCAAGUCUUUGGCUCUUGAUAUGGGGGACUAUGAAGAGGAAGGCAGGUUUUUUGGGGAGCUAUCUUAUCAUACUCCUGCUUUGGAAACAUUAGUAUUGGAUUGGGUUCAGAGCGCCACUUUGCAAGACCUGCAGUGGGGGUUCAAAGCAUGGGGGAAAACAUUACGGUCUCUUUAUAUCAACAACCCCGUGAUCGACGAUGACCACGAUGGCAUCCUUGGCGAUCUACUGCCCCAUCUUACAAGAUUGGAGGACCUUGGUUUGGGUGAAUGGCCGUCAUUCCUUCUCUCAGAUCUCCAUGCCAUAGCUCAACCGAAGGCUCCACGUCUGAAAACCUUCCGAUGGGUGGCUAGUGAUGACAUCUACACUCGCGACCCACUUGCGAAUCCAGAAAACGUUAGCAAGGCCAUAAUCGACAUCUUCAUUGCACAUAGUGAGACUCUCAGAACCUUCAUGAUAGAGGAAUCAUUCACCUUUUGGAGUUUCGGCACGUAUAUCUUUGAGCACCUUCACAAGGCAAGGAAUUUGGAGAAUCUUCGAGUACAGCUGCAUGAUAUACCUACCAAAGAAGACAUUCAAGGUCUUCUGACCGCUUGCCCGAAGCUUGGGAAGUCGGAAACGGGUCUCAUGGUGGUCAAGGAGUUCUUCACUGAGUGUACCUUGACGACUAGGAAGUACAAGGAGGAUAACUUUGAGGCAGCGGCGAGUAGCUGGGGAGGUAAUAUAUCACACUGCGGGGACUGUGGCAAGCUCUUUUUCGAAGUUAACGGAGUACCUGAUUGCUUGAUUGCCAUGGAGAUUGCCAGGCCACCAAAAAGCUUGCGUCCAGACAGAUUCCAACAAAACAUCCAGGCACUGAGAAUCAUCGCACAGCAAAGGCCUGAUGACCCUGAGGCACAGCGUCGAGCUCAAGUCGCAACAGAUCUGUAUCUUCAGACCUGGCCACACCACAUGCUCCCGACGCCCGUCAAAAAGUCUCGCGUAACAGGCUCGAUUCCCAGUCUCCCCAAUGAGAUUUAUGAGAUGAUUUUCGGCUACAUCCUCGCGGAGCAUCCAACUAGUAAGCGUGGUAAAAUCAGGCGAGCCAGGACAAUACUAUCUUUGACCUGCUCCUGUCGGCUUUUCCAAGCAAUCGUCGAGAAGUACUUAUAUACACAUCCACGAAGUAAAGGAUUCUGGAGAGAUCAACAUUCCCUCUUUCUGUUUCGGUUGUCUUUGGCCAUCGAGCCAACCCGAGGACUUCUGGUUCAGUCACUAUCUGUCAAUAUUCAACUCCCGUACCACAAUUACCUUUGGGUUGAGAUUGCCAAGCUAUGUCCGAAUCUCAGUCACCUGGAGAUACUUGAGACCACCGACGGGCUUUCUCACUCACAGCUUGGAUACCUGGAAAGGCUCUUUGAUGCCUGCCCAAAUGUUACGAGGCUCAGUCUUAAUGCAAGCAUUUCUGACUAUAACGACAGUGUGACGUUUCGGACCAACGAAAGAUUCUUCAGGUUCUGGAGUCAGCUCACACACGUGGAAGGACUUCCGCUUUCGGAACCAGGAGAUAUAAUUUCGAUCUCUAAGAAGUGUCCCUCACUUCGACGACUGAAGGUUGACGGCUUUGGAUCCUCCCCGAAGACUCUUUUGGAUGCUUCCAAGAUAUGGGGCAAGACUUUAAAGACACUUCACCUCGAUUGGUUCGAAAUGCCGACCGACACUACUAUCGCGCAACUUCUGGGAAAUCUACCGUCAAUCGAAGAAGUUUGUCUCGGCCAUUUAGACAAUCUCUUGCCAUCGAUCCAUGCUCUGGCUCAUCUAAGUCUACCAAACCUCAAGCGUCUUCGAGUAGCGAGCUAUAGCAUAUGGGACAUCGAUCAAUCACCGAAAGUCGAGUCAGCUAUAUGCGACAUGAUUGCCGCUCAUGCUGAUACUUUGGAGAGUCUGAGCCUCCCAUUCUUGUAUGAUCUCGAUAGGCGUGUUUUGGAGGCAAUCAAGAAGGCAAAAAAGUUGGAGUUUCUCAACUUAGAGGCCUUUCGGGUUCUGACUGAUGAAGAACGUGAAGAGUUACGAGCAGCAUGCCCUAAACUUCGAAGCUUCGUUAACUCCUUUGACGGAUACUCCUCGAAAGGUAUGGACUCAGAAUUCGACUGGUCUGGUACAAACUGUGGCAGCUGGGGAGUUAUCGCUGAUGAGUAG
Molecule: messenger RNA, 3006 nt
Organism: Fusarium tjaetaba
Lineage: Eukaryota; Fungi; Ascomycota; Sordariomycetes; Hypocreales; Nectriaceae
Exons: 3
Coding region: 1-3006 (1001 amino acids)
Source: RefSeq, a predicted model, not a curated record